UGUCGGGAGAGACGUGGGAUUGGACUGGAGACGAAUCCAUCUGUAUGCAGUUCACAGCGCUUCCGUCUGUCGGAGUAUCCUGCCGUUUCCUUCAGAAACUUGGAAACUGCACGCGAUGGAUGAAUGCUAAAAGCGCCUCAUACCCCCUCCUUUUUUGCUUUUCCUUUAUAUUCUCCUUUCCUUAAAGGCGUUUCAAACGUCUCUGUCUCGGGGAAACUAUAGCGCUUUAUAUUUGAGAAGCAUCAUCAUGAGCGUACUGCCCCCUGUACGGAAAGACCGCAUAAUCGGCCAGCUUCCUAAGUGCUUCAACAGAGGUGCUGCUUUGAACACAGACGAUGAAUUCCACAGCAAGGUGAAGACAGCCUGUCAGCAGCAGAGGACAGGAACUGUGGGUAGGUUUAAGAUCUCCAAGGUCAUUGUAGUGGGUGAUCUGGCAGUGGGGAAAACCUGUUUGAUUAAUAGAUUUUGUAAAGAUGUCUUUGACAAAAAUUACAAGGCCACCAUUGGUGUGGACUUUGAAAUGGAGAGGUUUGAAGUUCUUGGGGUCCCUUUCAGUUUACAGCUGUGGGACACUGCAGGACAGGAGAGAUUUAAAUGCAUUGCCUCAACAUACUACAGAGGAGCUCAAGCUGUAAUCAUUGUGUUUGAUUUGACUGAUGUGGCUUCACUGGAGCAUACAAGGCAAUGGCUGGAGGACGCAAUGAAAGAGAAUGAUCCUACCAGUGUAUUACUCUUCUUGGUUGGCACAAAGAAAGAUCUGAGUUCUCCUGCACAGUAUACACUAAUUGAGCAGGACGCCAUUAAACUGGCAGAUCAGAUGAAAGCAGAGUACUGGGCUUUGUCAGCCUUGUCUGGGGAGAAUGUGAGAGAGUUCUUCUUCAGAGUGGCAUCUUUAACAUUUGAGGCCAAUGUACUGGCAGAACUGGAGAAAAGUGGAUCCAGACGUAUUGGGGAAGUUGUUCAAAUCAACAGCAACUCAAAUAACCUGUAUGCAACUUCCAAGAAGAAACAGACCAACUGUUGUCAGUAAAGACUGGCCAUGUAAAAAUGCAAUCAUUUGCACCAACAUAUAAUG
Molecule: messenger RNA, 1075 nt
Organism: Cyprinus carpio (common carp)
Lineage: Eukaryota; Metazoa; Chordata; Actinopteri; Cypriniformes; Cyprinidae
Gene: rab34a
Product: RAB34, member RAS oncogene family a
Biological process (GO): phagosome-lysosome fusion; endocytosis
Molecular function (GO): GTP binding; GTPase activity
Source: RefSeq, a predicted model, not a curated record